AUGGCACUUACACUGGACUUAGAGCAGCGCCAGCAAGAUGAAGUCGAUAGCAUAGCGUCUAUCUACGGGGAUAUUUUCCGGAAUUUAACCGGGAAGGAAUUGGUGUGGAAUCGCAAACCCAGUCCUCAUUUUCAAGUAGACUUAAUAUCGAACGAAGACCCUGAUCAUCCUGAAUUAUCACUCACAUUGGACAUAGAAUUCACCAAGACGUAUCCCACGUCGUCCCCCAUUGUGAAAAUAAUACAUGCUAAGAACAUACUUGGUUCGAAAGUGGAGCAACUCAACUUAUUAAUACAUCAAUUGUUGCAAGAGUACCCAGAGCAGGAAAUCUGUUAUAUUCUUAUCAGUGAGGUUAAAGACGCUUUAGAUGAGUGUCAAAGGAACACCCAAAAGGUGUUAUCUUUGGAAGAAGAACGAGAGCAAAGACUAAAACAGAAACAAGAGAAGCUUCUCGAGUAUGAAGAAGCUCAAGAAAGAGAACUACGAUUGGAGCAGGCCAAACAGUCCGCUGAGCUCAAUGCUCAAAUCCAGAAGAUCCAGGGUGAAUACAGAUCUGUGUCUCGGGACAAUCUUGAAAUAGUUGAAGAGGAAAUGGGAUCGGACUUGCCGGCCAAUAUCUCCGAUUAUACUGUCUUUGAUAACGAUCUUACUGGCACAGUUGAGUCGAUCAGAUUAAAAUUUCUGUUCAAGGCCGUUAAAACCAAAUCUCAAUACAAGGGGAGAGACCUAUUUUCCUCAAUUGCAUCACAGCAUAUUGUCACUCCUCACUUGAAUGCUAGUACUAGAGAAAAAGUGACAAGUAAAGGCAUAAAGAUCGAGUACGUGCUUUCGGAGGUUGAGUUGAGAGGUCCGUUUUGGCUUAAAGAGGAAGGAAAACGAGAAAUUCAAAACUUAGAAGGAGAAUUGGACUCGUUGACUGGUAAAAUACACCCGAAUAUUCUAACAUUAGUGGGAUACCAGAUCAAGAAAAUGAGCAACCAAGGAUGGAAAAUUCACUUGUUGGUCGAACAUCCGAUAUCCUCGAUAUCUCUCGAUGAGGUACUUGAAAGACAAUCUAACAUUGAUUUUGCUGUGUCCAGGGCAUGGUUGAUUCAGCUUUUACCAGCAUUAGAAACUUUGCACAACACGGGCCAUACUUUCAAAUUCAUUAACCCGUUAUCGGUUCUUCUAUGUGAUCUGGAUGGGUCUAACUCCGACACCAGGGAUCCCCAGCAGGUUCGGCUUGUCUACCCAUCGUACGGCUAUACUCUUAUGAGUAUGGUUAACCGCAACCCUAAGCCCCCUUUUCAAGCUGACUACUCAUUCUUAACUUUAGAUAUGCCAACUGAAUGGCUAGCUCCAGAACUACAGAAGCAGUCCAAAGGUUACCAAAGGAAAACUGAUGUGUGGGACUUGGGCAUUUUGUUCAUGAAAAUCAUGAUAGGAAGUAAAACUAUUGAAGAAUUGUACCACGGUCCCCAAGAGUUCAUUCAGGCUGUGAAUAAUAGCGAAAUUCAAGAUGAUAGAGAGUAUGCUGAUGAUGUUUACGAGAUGCUCAGCAAGAUGAUCCAAGCAAAGUUGUCUAAGAGACCAAGUAUUUUGGAAGUGAAUGCUGUUAAGUUCUUAAGAGAUGGUCCGGUUUUGCAGAUCGAUAUCAGGUUCAAAAAUGGCCGGUUCAUUGUGGAUGGAAAGGGCACAUAUGUACCCUAUGGUGAUAUAGAAGAUGAUCUGAAGAAUACGCCAACUACACACGAUCUUGAGAAUGAAACUUUACAGAAAGGUCCAAUAGGUCGAUACGAAAGAGAUUUUGAAGAAAUUGGUCGGCUUGGAAAGGGUGGGUUUGGCGAAGUAGUAAAGGUGCGUAAUAGAAUGGAAGGAACUUUCUAUGCCAUCAAGAAGAUCAAGCACAAGACUCAUAAAUUAGAUUCUUUGUUAAGUGAAGUGCUCUCUUUAGCAAGAUUGAACCAUCAGUACAUCGUUAGAUACUAUGGUACUUGGGUGGAAGAACUACAAGAAAAUGAUAAUGUUGAGUCGGAUACCCACCAUAGUGACCUCGAUGUUUCGGAUGGAGAUUUUGAAGAUAACAUCAUUAAGAGUUCUACUUCAUUCCUUGGAACUACUGACAACUCCUUCCAAGUAGACUUUAUUCUGAACUCAUUUGAUCCCCAAAUCACAUUUGGGACCCUCGAUACGGAUGACGACGAUGAUGAUGUCAAUUUCGAAUUCGGCUCCAGAUCGGAUUUAGAAGAAGAAGAAGAAGUUUCGACGCCCAAUAAUAUUCAAACCCAUAAACGCAGACAGUCGUACGUUAAAUUGACUUCGAUGUCAAUGCUUUACAUCCAAAUGGAGUUCUGCGAGAACAACACUCUACUCAAUUUGAUUGAACAGGGUCUUCCAAACAACUCUUCAGAAUAUUGGAGAUUGUUCAGACAGCUCCUUGAAGCUGUUUCGUAUAUCCAUCGAGAAGGAUUCAUUCACCGAGAUUUGAAACCAAUGAACAUUUUUAUUGACAAAGCGAACAAUAUUAAGGUUGGUGAUUUUGGAUUAGCCAAAAAUUCCCAGUUUUCUUCAGUGUUACUGACUAACAAUCAAGUUACUUCCUCUGGUGAUAGAGACUUAUCUACAGUUGUUGGAACUCUCUUCUAUAAUGCAAAAGAGGUUGCAACAGGUUAUUACAAUGAAAAGGUAGAUAUGUAUUCCUUAGGAAUCAUCUUUUUUGAAAUGUGCUAUAACCUUGGAACUGGGAUGGAGAGAGCCAGAAAGAUUAAUAAUUUAAGAUUGGUAACGAUUGAAUUCCCAAAAGAUUUUCCCGAUUCCAAAUACAGAUUAGAGAAGAAGAUCAUCAGAACCUUGCUAGACCAUGAACCGAAAAAGAGACCAGGUGCCUCCGAAUUACUUCAGAGUGGGUGGAUGCCAGUGGAACAUCAAGAUCAAGUUAUCAAGGAAGCGUUGAAAUCUUUAGCUGAUCCUGCUUCCCCAUGGCAACAGCAAGUUAGACAAACACUCUUUGACCAACCAUAUCUGCAUGCUAGAGACUUGAUGUUCGAUGAUCCACAUCAAAGAAAACUGAAGCAACAAAUUGAAUAUACUAUGGGUGAUUACCUUCUAUUUUAUAAUAUGAUAGAAGUCAUUACGGCAAUCUUCAAAAAGCAUGGUGCUAUUGAGGAGUUCAAUUCGGAUUUGUUGAUUCCCAAAUCCCCAACAUACUCAAGAGAAGCAGUCUUUGAAGUUCUAGACAGAAGUGGUGGGGUGUUGCAUUUACCAUACGAUUUGCUUUUGCCGUUUGCCAGAUUUUUGAGCAGAAAUACAAUCACUGUUCCUAAGCUUUUCAGGCAUAACUUUGUGUUUCGACAAAACUUAAGAGGCAUUGGAGCCCCUGAAAAGUUUAGUGUUUUGAGUUUUGAUAUCGUGAGCAAUGACAUUAUCAAUUGCCAUAUGAAUGAUGCAGAAUGUCUCAAAUUGAUGGAUGAAAUAAUAUGUUCAUUUCAGUGCUUUAAUAUCAAGGGCUCAAAUUGUGCUAUUUUUGUAAACCAUUAUGACAUAUUGGAUGCCGUUUUAUCCUUUGCAUUUGGAAAUAUAGGCAUUGAUGACAAAACAAAACUUGGAAUUAUGGAGAGUCUCUCUCAGUUAGGAGUUGAUAGAGGACCAGAAGAAAUUAAAAAGUAUUUGAGAGACGAGUUCAAGGUACCUCAAACUGUGACGAACGAUUUGAUUGAUACUUUCAACUUCACCAUCGAUAUCGAAAAGGCUGGCAACAAGCUUCAGAAGUUAUUGAAAGACUCGCCAUUGAUGUUGAGAGUUGAACGUAGUAUCAAAUACUUGAUGAAUGUCACCAAUCUAGCAAAGAAUUUGAGAAUCACUACAAAGAUAUACUUUAACCCGUUAUGCAAUUAUAAUUGUAAGUACUACACAGGUGGGAUUAUGUUUCAAUCGUUGUUCAAAGUUGACAAGGUCAGGACGUAUACAAGAAUUGCUACAGGUGGCCGGUAUGAUAAUCUCAUUAAAGAUUUAUCAAACACAGGACUUUCUAAACGAACAAGAAACCUUGGAGUUGGUUUCCUGUUGUCGAGUACUUACUUGUUUUUGCUUUUAAAGAACUUUGAAAAGAAAAUAACUGUGGACAAGAAUAAAAAGUGGAAGAAAGGGAGAUGUGAUGUUCUUGUGACUAGCUUAAACAGAGACCUUCUUGGUGAUUGCGGACUUGAAGUUGUGGGAGACUUCUGGAAUAGUGGGGUGAGUGCCGACAUCUACUUGGCUUCUUCACAGGAAGAUUACCUAGAUAAAGCCGAUUUUGAGGGUAUACCUUGGGUUGUGAUCAUCCGUCAGUCAACUACAGCAAACAAGAAAUCCAAGAAAUCCAAUGCCAAUUAUAAGUCUUUAAGAAUCCGAGAUAUGGAAAGAAACAAGGACACCGAUAUCGAUGUUGAAGGUGCUGUAAAGUACCUUAAAGAAGCCAUUGACAGUAGGAGACAAGAGGAAACUGAUGGAGAAUCCCCAAAUGAAGAUGUUGCACCCAACGAUUCCAAUGAGUUCAUAUUGGGUGAUAGCCCGUUGUUUUCGGUAGAAAUCAACCAAAAGCCAGUGGUUGUCAGUAAUGAGGCUCCACGUGGAAGGAAGAAUAAGACAAACAAAUGGGAGCAAGAAAACGACUCCAUUAUCGCAUCUGCCAACUUCAUGAAAACAUUAGCCAAUGCAGUUGUAAUCAGCAUCGAUGUCUCAGACGAUACAUUGGAUGUUAUUCAAAGUACAUCCAUGAGCCUGCAAGACUUGUGGAUUCGUAAGAUGUAUGCUUCAGGAAGCAACAUCACCAGGACUUUCGCAGUGAACAUUUAUAAUACUUUGAUGAAAGAAAAGAUGAAAGGAUCUCGAUGGGUGUUAUUACAUUCAGGUAAAACAAAUAAUACGGUGGUAGUAGAUCUUAACAGAUAA
This is a messenger RNA of Yamadazyma tenuis ATCC 10573, 4908 nucleotides long. It is a transcript of the gene GCN2, whose product is annotated as serine/threonine-protein kinase. Lineage: Eukaryota; Fungi; Ascomycota; Pichiomycetes; Serinales; Debaryomycetaceae. Gene Ontology annotation, molecular function: ATP binding; eukaryotic translation initiation factor 2alpha kinase activity; protein binding. The record is from RefSeq and is a predicted model, not a curated record. Gene Ontology annotation, cellular component: nucleus; cytoplasm; cytosol. Gene Ontology annotation, biological process: DNA damage checkpoint signaling; negative regulation of cytoplasmic translational initiation in response to stress; regulation of translational initiation by eIF2 alpha phosphorylation.